Molecule: messenger RNA, 1576 nt
Organism: Haplochromis burtoni (Burton's mouthbrooder)
Lineage: Eukaryota; Metazoa; Chordata; Actinopteri; Cichliformes; Cichlidae
Product: protocadherin gamma-A11
Biological process (GO): homophilic cell-cell adhesion
Cellular component (GO): plasma membrane
Molecular function (GO): calcium ion binding
Source: RefSeq, a predicted model, not a curated record
GACAGAGGCCGACGGCAAGCGCUGGUGUUGAUUCUUUGUCUCAUCGAGCUGAGCGCAGUGGCUGGUCAGGCUCGGUAUUCCAUCCCGGAGGAGCAGGCCGAAGGAUCGUUUGUCGGAAACAUUGCGAGAGAUUUAGGCUUGGAUGUUGCGAGGCUGAUUUCAGGUAAAGCUCGUAUUAUUACAAAAGGAGGCCGACAGUAUGUGGAUUUAAACAAAGACAAAGGCAUCCUUGUUAUUAAAGAGAGAAUCGACCGGGAGGAACUGUGUGGAAAGACGACGCCCUGUAGCUUCAGCUUCGAGGUGAUUUUAGAAAAUCCUAUCCAGCUUUAUCGUGUGACAGUGGAGGUGACAGAUAUAAAUGAUAACAGUCCGUCGUUCCCCAAAGACGAAAUUGGCUUGAAAAUUGCUGAAAGUGUUGCAUUAGGGACUCGCUUCUCUUUGGAGAGUGCAGAUGACGCUGAUGUUGCUAACAAUGAUAUUCAAAAAUACACACUUAAACCCUCUGAUCAUUUUAAGCUAGAAGUGCAAAACCAGCCGGAUGGAGGCGGGUUUGUUGAAAUGGUUUUACAAAACCCGUUAGACCGAGAGAAAGAGGAAACUCACAGUCUUGUGCUGAUUGCUUCAGAUGGCGGUGAGCCACGGAGAUCAGGGACAGUGCGUAUUCAUAUUACUGUUCUGGAUGUUAAUGAUAAUUCGCCUGUGUGCAGCCAGGCUGUUUAUAAAGCAGAAGUCAAAGAGAAUUCUCCUGAAGGAACAGUGAUAACCACUGUGAGUGCAAAUGACCCGGAUAAAGGAGUAAACGGACAGGUAACAUAUUCUAUAGCUCAUGUCGCCAAAGAAACGAAACAACUUUUUGAAGUAAAUGUUCAAACUGGAGAGAUUAAAGUCGCAGGUAAACUCGACUUUGAAAAAUCUAAGACUUAUCAACUGAACGUGCAGGCUAGUGACCACGGAGGUUUUUCUGAUACAUGUAAAGUUUUCAUUCAAAUAACUGACGAAAAUGACAACGUCCCUACAAUACAGCUCAUGUCAUUUUCGAACUCGAUAUCUGAGGAUUCUCCUCCAGGUACAACGAUAGCUGUUCUUAACGUGGAUGACGAAGACUCUGAUGGUAACGGUGCUGUCAAGUGCUCCAUUAACUCUGACGUACCUUUUAAAAUCGAGUCUUCAUUAACAGGAUACUACACCAUUGUAACUGAAGACUUUUUAGACAGAGAGAGUAUCCCUGAGUAUAAUCUCACCAUAACUGUGUCUGAUCAGGGUUCCCCGCCUCUGUCAAGCAGUAAGAACAUCAACGUAAAAGUAUCUGAUGUCAAUGACAGUCCACCCAAAUUUGAUCAUUCAGAAUACACUAAAGCUGUCGCAGAGAACAACUCUCCUGGACUUUCUGUGUUUACCGUGAGUGCUAAUGAUGCAGACUGGGGCCAAAAUUCCCGCGUUUCUUACUUUUUGCAGGAGAGGGACAUUAAUGGGCUGGCUGUGUCUUCGCUGGUUUCAGUAAAUUCAGAUACCGGUGUUAUUCAUGCAGUGAGAUCGUUUGAUUACGAGCAGAUCAAGUGGUUUGAAUUUAAUGUAA